Molecule: messenger RNA, 234 nt
Organism: Pleurotus ostreatus (oyster mushroom)
Lineage: Eukaryota; Fungi; Basidiomycota; Agaricomycetes; Agaricales; Pleurotaceae
Exons: 2
Coding region: 1-234 (77 amino acids)
Biological process (GO): GPI anchor biosynthetic process
Cellular component (GO): endoplasmic reticulum membrane; dolichol-phosphate-mannose synthase complex
Molecular function (GO): enzyme regulator activity
Source: RefSeq, a predicted model, not a curated record
AUGCUGCUGGCAGCUGCCUUCGUCUUCACAUAUUACACCACUUGGGCAAUACUGCUGCCAUUCUUGGACUCGGAUAGCCCUGUACACAACUUCUUCCCUGCCAGGGAGUGGGCCGUUCGUAUACCAGCCUUUUUACUUGUGGUCGGACUCUCAGGCAUCGGCUUCUUCUUGGGAGCAACCAUCGUCAAAGAAAACCGCAUCAAGGCCCACAAAGCUAAGCUACGAAGUGCUUGA